This is a messenger RNA of Salmo salar (Atlantic salmon), 6105 nucleotides long. RefSeq lists its product as uncharacterized. Gene Ontology annotation, biological process: regulation of transcription by RNA polymerase II. NCBI's taxonomy places the organism in Eukaryota, Metazoa, Chordata, Actinopteri, Salmoniformes, Salmonidae. Gene Ontology annotation, cellular component: nuclear body. The record is from RefSeq and is a predicted model, not a curated record.
GGAAGCCAGCAGAUCUGGCGACUCAGUGCCGAUCCGAGACCAGAUUCAUACUAGACUCGGUAUCAUUACGACGAAUACUGCAAUAGAAACGAUGAACUUGCGUGAUACUUGAAGGGAAUAUACAAUUAGCUUUAUCUUGGCUGCAGUAGCCCUUUCAUUUGAUACCUGUCGCUUUCUGUACUCAACACCAAUUUACCAGACAAAGAAGACUGUGGGGAGACAUUCAUCCUCCCCCCCUCAAAGGUUGUCUUUAAACCUUUCUGUUCUUUUUUUUUUAAAGAACCUUGUUGGUUUGAUAUUUUUGGCAGUAGUGGACUGAUAUACCGAACAGCAAAGUGGAUUUAACGGGACCGUCGCCGCUGUCCACCUUAUCUCCAAGAUGCUAAUGGUGUCUCCGCGUUUACUAGUCGACACACCUCGCAUGGAGCCCGUACUGUCUGGAUCACUGAAGAGGAGGCUGACUGCGACCGAGGGGGCCUACCAGGGAGGUUUACGGCAGGGCCAAGGGCCCGGUAACGGCCCCGGUCUGGGCCCCGGUUCAGGUCUGGGUCUGAACGGUACCUCCUACGCUACCUCCAUGACCCAGGGUCCUGGGGUGCCCGCCAAGCGACUCUGCCUGGAGGAUGUGACCCUCGCCAUGGGUAGCGGCUUCCAGCAGAGUCCUUACUCUGGAGGACCGAGUUCUGGAGGUCAUGGAGGUCCUGGAAGUCAGGGGUCACUGGAAGGUAACAGGCUGGGGAACGGUAACUCCGGGCUGGGGUCGCCUUACUCAAUGCCCCCUAAGGCGAGUCCAGGGUCUGCAGGUGGUGGUGGAGGACAUUUUCACCCCAAUGGAAGCUCCUCGUCGGCCCCAUCGGUUGAGCAGGAGCUGCAAGAUAUUCUGGAUGAACUGACUAAGAACCCGGAUCCGUCGUUGACGGAGUUGGAUCUUGACAAGAUACUGGGGAAUAAAGAGGAGCAGAAUCAGAACCAAGGGCAUGGGCCGGGGUAUAUCCACCCACACUCGCCCAAACACUCCCCCCAGAGACCCACCUCUCACCUGGAGAGCCACCUCACCCGUUCCCCAGGCUUUCCCCAGGCCGGGUCUCCCCAAGUAGGCCCGAGUCCGGCUGGAGCUCCCUACUCCAUCCCCCACCCCUCCAAACCAGUCCCCUCACCCCUAUCGGCCUCUCCUCAUCACUCCUCUUCCUCCUCUUCGUCCCAGAAUCAAGCUCGUUCUCCAAUGCUCUCAGCCGCCCUUUCGUCUCGCCCUGGUUCCACGUGGCACGAAGUAUCGCGAGCCCAACAGCUCCAGCAAAUGGCGUCCAACUCCAACAAACACCUUUCCUCCAACACCCCUAUCCAGCAGAACCAGUCCCAGAACCAGACCCAGGCCUCUAUCCCUCCUCUAUCCCAGCAAGGCUCACCCUGGGGCGGGCAGAAACUGCCCAACCUCCCCAACUCCUCCCCGCUCCACCAGCAACCAUUCAGCCCUGCUGGAAGCAUCCAGAGCCCCCAGGGAUCGCUGAGUCUCCCAUCCGCUGGUCCUUCGCCACCCUACCACCCAGAGAAGCUAGGCAGUCCGGCUAUCGCCCAACCCCCCUUCAGCCCACAGAGUACCCUUCUACCUGGAGGAACGACUACCACAUCCAGCACUUCAUCCAACAUCCAGGGGUCCCAGGCCAACUACAUGCCCAGCGGAGUUGCACCGACAUCGGGCACCACAAGGCUCUCGCCCCCCUACAGGACGGACAAGCCCCAUAUUAGUCCGUUGAUUCAACCCCAGCCUCAACCUCAACCCCAGAACCAACCCCAAACCCAACAUCCAAAUCCAUACAGCACCCAGAACGGGUCAGGACCCAACAACAAUAUGUCUAGCCAGCUCUACAAAGCCAUGACUGCAGGUCAACCCAGCAGCCUCAAGCUACUAAUGCAACAACAACAACAACAACAACAACAACAACAACAACAGUCGAACACACAGCAGCUACAGACUAACGCCCAGCUGGGACAACACCCGUCCAUGUCCAAACCAGGCGGUGGUGGUGGUGUACCCCACCAAGAACCCCCAUACUCCUUCACUAACACCAAACCCCUUCGCCACUUUGACCCCAACCCGGACCACCAAGGUGGACAGCAGCAGAAGAUGGGGGGAGGGGGACCCCCUGGACAGGGACCCCCCAACCCCAUGGCAGGUUAUCGGGGAAUGCAGCAUGGGGGUGCUGCCGGAACAGCAGCAUCUGUAGCAGCGAACCACGCCCAUUUACUACAGCAGAGGAUGCAGCAGAUGGCAGCGAUGCAACAGGCCACAGCAGGAGCCUUGGGAGGGCCACAGCACUGUAGAGAGGAGCAGACCCCAGGUCUUCAGGACCCAUCGGGCCCCCGUCCAACCCAGACCAACUACAAUAACCUGCUGCUCAUCAGGAGACACCUACAACAGGAGCAGAAGAGGCAGAUGGAACAGAUGAAUGGAGUACAGAUGGACCAGAUGAAUGGAGUACAGAUGGAGCAGAUGAAUGGAGUACAGAUGGCUGAGUGCCAGCAGGGGGCAACAUUUACAGGUGGUGGUCGGCCUCUCCCUCCAGAUUGUGGUGGAGGCGGAGGUUACCCCCUGGGUGUUGCCCAGCUAUCCCAUGGUGGUCCCCUCCCAUCUGGGCCCGGCCACCUCUCCCUUCCCCCUGGACAUCCAGGCCACCCAGGCCAACCCGGACCCCCAGGAUCUCUCACCCAAGUGGGCAGACCGGUUAGCGCCUUCAUGGGUGGUCCUCCAGGCUCCAAGCAGCCCCUCUAUCACCCUUCACAGGGUGGUGGGUUUGUUGGUGCUGGUGGUUUGCCAAUGAGACAACCACAGCUGGCACACGGCAUGAUGGGAAUGGGCGGUCCGGCUGGUCCUCCAAGGCCUGGGAUGCAGCAACAGGUGUCCAGGACGGGGAUGACAAUCGGGGGGUUGGGGCCCGGGUCAGCGCCUGGGUCGGGGUCUGGUCACCCACAGCAUCUACGACAGGCCCUGCACCAUAGUGGUGGAGGGGCACCACUCCCACGUAUGAUGUUUACUGCUCAGCAAACACACCAACAACAACAGCAACAGCCUGCAAUGUGGCCUCCGCAGCAGCAUGGGGGGCUAGUGAAUUCCAUGCAACAUCGCAUGCCCUGCAGCGAUGGCCACAUGGACCCGUCGGCUAAUCACCAGCAGUCCCACGGACACAUAUUUCCUGGAGGGGUUGGGGGCGCCAACGGAAGCUGCAACCCGAACCCCAACGCCCAGUUUACCCAGCAGGCAUUGCGGUCGGGGAUGCCCGGAGGCGGGGGUGGUAACAAUUUUGCCCCCCACCAAGGACCUCCAUCGUUACCCUCCAACCAAGGGGUCGGGGUGCCGUCCUUACCCAGGAGACUGAUGCAGAAGCUGGUUGUAUCCACGGCAGGGCAGCCCCUACCCUCCAUGGUCCACCAAGGGCUUCAGCCUGGUAUGAGGCCCAGGGGACCUCUCUCGGCCAUGGCUGGGAUGAAACCCAUUCCCCCUGGUAUGAUCCACCACCCAGGCCACGGUAUGGCCCCACCUAGCUAUCCUGCCUCUGGGGCCGUCGUCGCCAAACACCCCCACCCACACCAACAUCCCCAUCCCCAUGGGCCCGGGUAUGGACCAGGUCAGGGGAACCCUGGACACAAGCUACCCCCGUAUGAGUACACACAGCAGGGGCAGAGUAAUGGCGGGAUGGGGGGUAGACCUGGUGGUGGUGGAGGAGGGGAGGUAGACUUUAUUGACACUCUGGUGGGGUCGAACGAGGACUGGCUCAAUAACCUCACUAUGAUAGACGAGUACCUGGAGCAGAACUCAUAGGAGUGGGGUCAAAGGUUAAAUGUCAGGGGUCAGUAAAUUGAACUCAUUCCUGUAUAGAAACACUGGGGUUAGGAGUGUGAAAUGGACAGGGGAUAUAAAAGGCGUAUGAAGGCUUUAUAACUGGUAAUAACAGGUGUGUGUACCUUUCUAGAAGGUUGUAGGAAGUGCCAUGGUUAUACCUAACUUGAAAGGACGGUUUGAGUGAAUGUGAUUAGUUGCUUCAGAGUGAUCGGAGCACUACACAGCCAAUCCGCUGCUGCCGCAUAAACCAACCUCCCACCCCAAAAUGGCUACAUUCCCCGCAAGGUGUGCUGUCCCUUAUCGCUGGAGGCCAUGUUGGAAAGAGGGAAUAGCCAAAAAACGGAACUCGCGGAACACAGAACACACAGAACCUCAUCAUCGCGUGGUUACCUGGGAAACAGAAGCUUCGCUCUAAAGAGCUAGCAACAGAGUAGUGGAGUCCAAGAAUUCUCAUUGGUUGUUUCUAUGUCUGAAGCUUGAACAGUGGACUAAUAAAGUUGUUUGAAAUCCUCUCCCUUGUAGGGAUUUCUCCUAUCAAAGGGAUAGGUGUAUAAAACACACUGUGAUUGGAUAAAAUCAAUGUCCUUCAGCAAUGCAAUUGGUCCAAUGUUUUUCAGUGUAUUGUUGUGAUCUGUUUCUAAAAUAGCAGUUGAAUUUGCAACACCAAAUCUGAGGUUUACUUUUGUAUCAAAGUAAUUGGGUGUGAUUUGGAAGCACAGCUCAAAAACACAUCAAUAGCAGAUUAACCAUUCGGAUUAUCUCCUGCUCUCACAUAAGGUCUUUGAGCCAAUCAAAGGUGAACUAAUAUACAGGGAAAUACAGCCAAUCCCUGAUCAAUUUGGGGUAAUAUAAAUCACUGAUUGGCCAAAGAAACUACAGAGGUGAUCAGCCAAUGUUGCCAUGGCAAUUUGUUAUCACUAUUUUGAUUGAGAUCAGGCAUGUGGGGGCUUGUACAUAGUAAACUAUUUUGAUUGGGAUCAGGCAUGUGGGGGCUUGUACAUAGUAAACUAUUUCUAUUGGGAUCAGGUGUGUGGGGGCUUGUACAUAGUAAACUAUUUCUAUUGGGAUCAGGUGUGUGGGGGCUUGUACAUAGUAAACUAUUUCUAUUGGGAUCAGGUGUGUGGGGGCUUGUACAUAGUAAACUAUUUCUAUUGGGAUCAGGUGUGUGGGGGCUUGUACAUAGUAAACUAUUUUGGUAAACUGUAUCAUACACAAAAGAGAAGUACACAUAUUUAUACUUCUUUUCUGCAGAUUAAAAGUCUUCAGAUUCCCUUUGUACAUAAAUAAUUUAAAAAAGACUGAAAUUAUAGCUCACAAAAUGAAAUCUGUUUUCCACUAGAAGAAUCGUAUUUUAAUUUGUUUUAAACAUGCAAGACAAUACAGUUUGGGUUUUUUCUCAGUAAUACUGUGUAUUACAAUGUUAUGACAUAUUUGUUAUGUUUUUGACAUAACUCGACUCCUGGUGCCCCAAUGGCCAAGGGUUCUUUUGAAAGGUGAUGGAGAACAUUUACAAACACACACACCAUCUCUCACUCUGGCACUACCCCGCACUCCAUACCUGUGAGGUGAAAGUUGAAAGUUGAUAAUCUUGGUCCAUCUACUAUAGUGUAAUAUCUUUGUUCACAGACAAUAUAUCUGUCAAUUUAGACAUUAUCAACAUUUCAUUACAAUCCAAGACUACAGUAUAAUCUGUUAAAUCUGUAUGACCUUUUCACAAGGUAAACAACACGUAAAGUGGAAGGCACUAUCAUAGAAUUAGAAUGAGUAGAACAGGCAUACCCAUUCAACUCAAUUAUGCUAUUGGGUUCCAAUUCCGUUUUUUUGUUCUAUUUCUAAUGCCACUUUGCUAUGUAUGUCAUUCCAAUACCCACAACAAUCUACUGUGCUGCACUCUAUAAGGACACGUGUCAAUAGUCUAGAGUUGGCUCCUCUCCUUGUCUCCUUUCCUUCAUUCACACUGAUCUGAACAAAAUUACUGGUCCGGUGAAAGCUGGUUUGCUAGUAGGAUUCCGCCAUAUUGCUUUCACCUAUCCUAUUCCUAUCCAUUCACAUUGGUGCUGAUGACAGAGAGGAGACUAGGAGAGUAAGCUUGUUAUGACUAUUAGGAGGCACCCCCAGUAGGGUUUCCCCUACCUUAGGACCACACAGGCAGGUGGACGGCGAUUUAUAAGCCAUGACAAGGGGUUAAUCGAUUAUCUGUGAUUACAUUUUUGUUCUUGUCUUGAGUUUUUUUUUUAUAUAUAAUAAACUGUAUAGAUGGAAAAAAA